Molecule: messenger RNA, 1088 nt
Organism: Blastomyces gilchristii SLH14081
Lineage: Eukaryota; Fungi; Ascomycota; Eurotiomycetes; Onygenales; Ajellomycetaceae
Exons: 3
Coding region: 159-1088 (309 amino acids)
Source: RefSeq, a predicted model, not a curated record
ACACAGAUUAACAAAAUGAGGAUGGUAUACCCCCUUGUCUGUCGAAAACGCCCAUUUGAGGCGCACAGGCCCGAGAACUAUAAAUCACACUGCAUUGCUCCAUCCCCCCGCGACAGAUCAUCUCGAAAUGGACUGACUUGGCUGCCUUUUUAUGAAAAAUGUAUUCUAACAUCUCAUAUGCACUUCUGCCAGCAGUGCUCGUCAUACUAAGUGUGAUGCAUAUCAUCUCACUUACUGUUCACCGCUCCCAGCCUCACCGUUUACUUGAGAUAUCAAUCUUCAUUCUCUUUAUCUGUGUCAAUGCUGUUGUCAUUGGCAUUGGUCUAUCAGGCUUAAGGCGUGGAGAUACACCAACAUUUUAUUAUCCCUUGGGAAUAUGUACAGCAUUCCCGCUAGCCCUAGAGAUGAUUCGGCAGAGCAAAAUCCAGGCUGGACCACUAUUCCUAGGAUAUGGUUUUCUGUCCUCUCUGGUAAAGCUCAGUUUGAUCUUAGUUAGCUCGGUCACCUACAAAGCAUUGGUGAAAGGUACAGCUGUGAUUGUAUCUAUUGACUACAUGGUACUUGCCGGCCUGCUUUUAUGGCGCGGAAUUCGCGGUAUACCAUUUGCAAUCCAUGCAAUCCUUGUUAUCAUAACAGCAGGGUUUGCCGCAGGUGGACUUGUCCAUGAUUGGCCCCUCUGGAUUGAAGCGAUGUUGAUUAUCACUAUUUGUGUCUAUAUGGCUCGACCGGGGAACACUUUAGCCGAUUUAGGCCAGCUCAGCCUCUACCAAGAAAGUCGUUCUGCUCACCUCCCUUUCAUUCCAGGCCGUACCAUGGCGGCCACAUCGAUGACCGAGGAAAGCUAUACACAACUAGACGAGGUUCGGACGGCUCGCCCUGAAUCAGCACAUCUCUCUAACAGUAAUUUCCAGAAAAUCAGGGCGGUGACCUCAAUUUACUAUCCGAACCGGCCGGAAUUGAAGACGGGUGUAUUUACUGUAUUAUGCGAGGGAUGCCAGGGGAACUAUCAGCGAGAGCUGAGAUACAAUGAAUUAGCUGAUUAUAGUAACUGGGAAGAUGCACUUCGAUCAUUUGGGUUAUCUGUCUAA